AUUUUCAAAUUGAAAUAUUCUAAUUGAGGUGCAUGUACUAAAAAGUGUUACGGUUUCGUUACGAAUGAACUCAGUUGGGUGUGAUCUUAUACCUACUCGUACGUGUGAGGUGAAAUAUCGUGCACCUGUAACCGAAAAAAAAGUAUAAUAAGUUGCUUAUUAAUUCGUUUGUGACUAGUUUUCGAAAUCGAGUUGAAAAUAUGGGCAGAUUGAGUAAAAUGAGCCUAUGGAUGGAGGACAACUUGAUGUACGGUAUGACCCCCAAGACGCUGAAGAAGUGUCCUGCGUUAUGGCCUAUGUACGGUAUCAUGGGCGUAGGAGUACUUUGGUGUGUCGUCUUCAGCGCUCGUACUUUCUUCUUCAAUCCCGAUGGUUUGAAUCCAAUCACUGGUAAACAUAAUUGGGACCGUUAUCGCGAUGGAACAGAAUUCAAACUAAUUAGCUUCAGCAAACAGAUUAUACCUUGUCAAGCACCGGAAUACAGAAUGCCUGGUGAUCCUUCUGAUGAUUCUUAUGCGACCAAGAGUUUUGCGAAAUGAAUAUUUUGAAUAGUGUUUGAGGUUUUGAGGAGUACAUGGAACGUGUGUUUGUGAAUUUUGUCAAUUGUUUUAUUAGUGAUUAUCGAGUUUAAACUUUAAUGCGAAUUUUAUUGAAUAUAUUUCUUAAAUUAGA
Molecule: messenger RNA, 672 nt
Organism: Planococcus citri (citrus mealybug)
Lineage: Eukaryota; Metazoa; Arthropoda; Insecta; Hemiptera; Pseudococcidae
Exons: 3
Coding region: 201-539 (112 amino acids)
Source: RefSeq, a predicted model, not a curated record